Molecule: messenger RNA, 1071 nt
Organism: Penicillium salamii
Lineage: Eukaryota; Fungi; Ascomycota; Eurotiomycetes; Eurotiales; Aspergillaceae
Source: the annotation of a GenBank genome assembly
AUGGAGGAUGACGAGCGAACCACGGACUUCGAGGUCCAAAUAUCACCUCGCGCGCGGUCCGGCAGCACAAGCAGCCACAAGCGAAGCCUCUCCGGCUCUCUCUUCUCAAGAUUAUCAUUCCUACGAACGAGCCAAGCAGACGCCUCAGCCCGAGACAUGCAACACGAUGACGCCGACCUGCGUUCCAUGCCACACGGUCCAGGCGAAGGACCGACCAGCCGCGCAAUGUCCGCCGCAAUGGCGCAGCGCCGAACCAGACGUCGCCGCGGCUCCCUCCGAAAGACCGCAUUACUAGGAACCAGACUCGAAUCCCGCGAGAGAAGAGCUUCCAAGGCAGCUGAAGCUUUGCGCCCAGAACCCACCCUCAACGACCCACAAACAUCCCCUCUCAAGACUCAACUCUCCCCUGAUGCCCCGACACACACCCAGCAACCUCAACGGCAAUCCUUCGACGAUGACCAGCCCACUUGGUUCCGCGCAAAUACCCAGAAACCGGUUCGCCCGUCCAUCACGCGUCGUCGCCAGGGUCUCGCGCAGCACACCCUCCGUGCUGAGGAAACAGCCACUGAUGAUGAGGACCUUGUUUCCCUCCCGCGUCUGAAUAUGAACUCCCCUGGUCAGAAUACAAGUCCCAAGAAUACCGCCGCAAACUUCCACAUCUCGCCACCUCCCCCGGACAACUAUUAUCUAUCCCCCGAAACAACCUACAGACCCGUACAUCGGCCCAAGUCCUCACCGCUAGCCACACACCCCGUUGAAAUGAAGAGCAGUCCCGAGGUAGACUGGGACUACUCCGAGACAGAGUGGUGGGGCUGGAUCAUCCUGAUUGUAACGUGGCUGGUGUUCGUGGUGGGCAUUGGAAGUUGUUUCGAGGUUUGGAGCUGGGCUUGGGAUGUUGGGGAAACGCCUUAUGCGCCACCAGAGCUAGAGGACGAUCCCACAUUACCCAUCGUGGGAUACUAUCCUGCUCUUAUCAUUCUUACGGCUGUCAUGUCGUGGGUUUGGGUUGUUGUUGCAUGGGUUGGAAUGAAAUACUUUAAGCAUGCUAAUAUAUCUGGGGAGGAUAUCUGA